Dryobates pubescens (Downy woodpecker) is the source of this 2859-nucleotide messenger RNA. RefSeq names its product tigger transposable element derived 5 (gene TIGD5). The record is from RefSeq and is a predicted model, not a curated record. Gene Ontology annotation, molecular function: DNA binding. Bases 48 to 1784 code for a protein of 578 amino acids. Gene Ontology annotation, cellular component: nucleus. NCBI's taxonomy places the organism in Eukaryota, Metazoa, Chordata, Aves, Piciformes, Picidae. The transcript has a single exon.
GGCGACAAGGGAGUGUGGGUGGGAAUAAUUCAGGCGGGGGGGUGUCGAUGAAGAUGGCGCUGAGAAGAGCCUACUCCAUCAAGGAUAAACUUCAGGCCAUCGAGAGGGUGAAGAAGGGCGAGAGGCAAGCGUCGGUGUGUCGGGCUUUCGGGGUGCCGGGGGGCACGUUGAGGGGUUGGUUAAAGGAUGAAGCCAAGCUCCGGUGGUUCCUGGAACAGCUUGGGGGUGAGGUGGGCACCCAACGCAAGAAGAUGCGUUUGGCCAACGAGGAGGAGAUUGACCGAGCUGUCUACGCCUGGUUCCUCGCUCUACGUCAGCACGGAAUCCCCCUCUCCGGGCCCCUCAUCCAAGCCCAGGCCGAGGCCUUCGCACGGCAGAUCUACGGCCCCGAGUGCACCUUCAAGGCCAGCCACGGCUGGUUCUGGCGCUGGCAGAAGCGUCAUGGCAUCUCCAGCCAGCGUAUCUACGGUGAGGGUGGCCUCCCCGCCGAGCCCGAGCGGGCUCCCGUGGCCAGCUCUGAGACCCUGCUGUCCGUGCCCGCUGCCGACGCCGGAGGCUACAGCGACGAGCAGAUCUACAAUGCCAACAUCACCGGGCUCUACUGGAAGCUCCUGCCGGGACAGACCGGUGGCACCACGACGGCCGCACGACGGCGACCAGCUGUCCGCGAGCGUGUCACCGUGCUGCUGGCCGCCAACUUGACCGGCUCCCACAAACUCAAACCACUGGUGGUUGGGUGUCUUCAUGAUCCCCCCAGCCUCCGCCAUCACAACCAGGACAAGUUCCCUGCUUGCUACCGCUACAGCCCCGAAGCCAGGCUGGGACCAGCUCUUCUCCGGGCUUGGUUCUUUGAGGACUUUGUGCCAGGUGUCAAACGGUACCUGCGUCGGAGCUGUCUGCAGCAGAAAGCCGUGCUGCUGCUCAGCUCCCCACCACCCCACUCUGGGACAGGCCCUGAGGACUCCCACUCUCCACUGCAGACACCUGAUGGCUCCAUCCGUGCCCUCUUCCUCUCCAAAGGACCUGCUGGUAGCGGCUCAGCUGGAGGAGGCGGCCGAAUCCCAGCCCCACUGGAGCAGGGGGUGGUGUCCACCUUCAAGCAGCUCUACAAGAGGGAAUUGCUGCGCUUGGCCGUCUCUUGUGCGGCUGGUGGUGGUAGUGGCUCAGGUGGCCCCAUGGACUUUGUGAGGUCCUUCCUCCUCAAGGACAUGUUGUACCUGACUGGCCUUUCCUGGGACCUCAUCCCAGCCGGUUCCAUUGAGAAGUGCUGGCUCUUGGGGUUGCGUGCUGCCUUUGAGCCCCAGCCUGGGGAGGAAGAGCAUGGAGACCCCCAACAUGGGGAGGAAGGUGGUGGGGACAGCAAGGUCUUUAGUGACCUGACCCACUUGGCUGCAUUGGCCUACAAGCGCUUGGCCCCCGAGGAGGUGGCCAGCUGGUUGCACUUGGACGAUGCAGCCCCAGGUAUGGAGGAGGACGAUGGGAAAGAGGACACUGAGGAGGAAGGCCUUGGGGUCUGCAAAACAGAGGAGGAGGAGGAGGAGGAGGAGGCAGAGGAGGAGGAGGAGGCAGCAGCAUCUGGAGAUGGGGGUGGCAGAAGGGGCGGGGAAGGAGGAGACGCUUUGCUACCCACAGCUCGGGAAGCUAUCAAAGGUCUGGAGACAGCGUUGCGGUGGUUGGAGGGUCAAGACCCCAGGCAAGUGGGGCCGCUGAAGCUGGUGCAGCUCCGCUCCCUCAUCAGCAUGGCCCAGCGGCUGCACCGUGGUGCCAGCAGCCCCCACUCCUAGGCCAAGGCCACCCAUGACCUCUUGGCUACCAAUCACCUCGCUUGGGGUUGGGGAGGAUGGAAUGUGGGGUUGGGGACACAUUGGUUGUCACAUGGGGCUGGUGGUGGAGGUGCCAGCUCUCCUCACCCCUUUGUCACGGGCUCAAGAGGCCUGAAUGCCCCUGAGGUACUGCUGCUGAGGGGGUGGUGUGACAAUUUAGGGCUAAUGGAGGGACAACCCCUCCCAUCUGCUGUGUAUCUGAGGACCUUUCCUCACCCUUGGGUAUAAUUUGAAGGUGCUAUUUUUUAAAUCCCAUGAGCCUGAGCUGGGAGUGGCCACCUGGUCCCUCCUGACCCCAUGUGGAGAAGGGACAAAGGAGGCACAUUCUUGGUGUCACCAUGAGGAGCUGGGUUGAUGGGGGAAGUCACAAGAAGUGACUCCCUGCAUCUCAGACUGGGGACAGGGUCCACUCCUGAGGUGCUUCAUGGCAAAGAUCCUGCCCUGGAAGAGGCUGGUGAUACCCUUUCCACUGCCAAAAUGGAGUCCAGUUAAACUGGGACGGUUUGGUGCUUGUUUGAGACAACUUUCUUCAUGCACUGGACUGGGACAAGGGCACUUGGGUGCCAAGCUGUAGCUUCUCACAGAGGAUCACCUCCAUCAUUCCCAUAACAGCACGUGGGACUACAGAGACCUUCUGAAACGGGUACCAUCAUCUGAGCAUCUUCAUGAAGCUGAAGGCUUCAGGGAUGAAGGCUGAGGUAUCUUCUCUGGGGGUUGUGGGGUGGCUGGGGCUGGAGGACACAUCUUUGUGGAGCUGGGGAGAUGGUUGGUGGAAUGAUGCACAUCACGAGUUAAGAUGGGAGCAGCUCCUGGCUCUGCCUUGAAAUACUGGAGACACCAGAUGUGAAUUUAGAAGCUCUUGACCUGGUUUUGGGUUCAAUUUUAGCCUUUUCAGCCAAAUUAUUGAAAGAAGGGGGGGGAAUAUCAGCUCCUCAGCACUGCUGUGCCCCAUAAGGUGGCUUUUACUUGUCACAUCUUUGUCUCAUCCCUUCAGAGUUUAUGGAAAUUAAAUGGAGUUGUAUUCCCACUUUGGGGU